This is a messenger RNA of Balaenoptera acutorostrata (minke whale), 3488 nucleotides long. It is a transcript of the gene CLDN14, whose product is annotated as claudin 14. Lineage: Eukaryota; Metazoa; Chordata; Mammalia; Artiodactyla; Balaenopteridae. Bases 2051 to 2761 code for a protein of 236 amino acids. Gene Ontology annotation, molecular function: structural molecule activity. The record is from RefSeq and is a predicted model, not a curated record. The transcript has 4 exons. Gene Ontology annotation, biological process: bicellular tight junction assembly; cell adhesion. Gene Ontology annotation, cellular component: plasma membrane; bicellular tight junction.
AGAAAAACACACGGAGGGAAGUUCCUUUACCUUUCCUGUUCCCAGACAACAAAACAGCUUUAACCCUGAUCUUUAAGUUCCACUCUUUCUUUCUUUUCUUUGCUUUUUUUUUUUAAGAUGGUCUUUUUGUCUUUUCCUGGCCUUCCCUUUCCUUAGGGAAUCACUUUCCACAUGUAUUUCUCCUCCCCUCCUGGUGGACUUCACCCACUGGCUACUUCUUCCCUCCUCUCUGGGCCUCAGUGCUGCCUUUCUGCAGUAUUUCUUCCAUGGCCCCUCUUCACCCCCUCGCUUUUCCUCCAGAUCUCUUCCUGUUUCCUAAUGCCACUCUUAGCCUGGGCUUUCGUCUGAAUUUGAACACCAAGAGGCAUCAGCGGUGACCGGCAACAAUGAGGCCUAAGAAAACAGGUCAUUUGAGCCGGGAGAUACGUCAGUGAAACCAUUUUAGUACUUGAUUGGCCUUUUGUUAAGAGAAUAGUGACUCUAAAUUUAAGCUGGGCCCGAGAGACACUGGUCCCUUUUUAGAGUGGACAGAGUUGGAAUGGCAGGUACCCAAAGGGCAGCAUUGAGAUCUGAAACUGGGUGUGUCACAGGCCUGGAUUACCAGGAGGUCUGAGAGACAUCCAUACGGGAGCGGGCCAGGCACCAGCUGAGAGUUCAGCGGCCCUAGGAAGGACAAGCAAAGUGCGGCCCGACCGGAGGCCAGGUGGAUCUCGUUGGUGGUGAGGUCAAGCUGGGGGAAGCUACUGAGAACAGCGACCUGGCCAGAUGAAAGUCCGGAGUCGAGGGGCACCUGGGAAAGAAGCUGAGUAAGAUGUUUAAGAGGAGCCUGGAAGAGCAUUCAGAUGUAGAACCGGACCAGGCUGGGGACACACCAACACGCGGGUACCGGAAGGGGCCAUGUGAUCCCCCCUGCAGCUCCCAGAGCCAGCCGCCAGCCACUUCCACGGCGGAGCUCAGAUGCUGCCAAGAGUCUGUUGCAUGGCCUGGUGGUUUAAGAAGAAGCUGAUCUUUACAAAACAGCCUCUGCUUUCAGACAUUCUGUGGUCAUAGCCAAGUUUUUAAAUCUGUGCUACUCAGCGCCUAUCCCCCCAAAAGGUGGGCUUUUCUCUUCCCUUCUGAAAUGGCAGCUUUUCAAGAAAGUCUGGCCUUCCCCCGAGUCUGGCCGCUGCCAUGCUGGGCCUUUUGCUCUGCGCAGCUCGAAAACUGAAGUGAGCCGCCGCUCAGACCACAGCGUCUGGCCUUCCACGAUCCCGCGAGAGUCGCUCUGCAAAGCCUCAUCCACGGGGAGAACGGAGAAGAGGGUAGUGUUGUAAGAGACAUACCAGCUCCCUCCUGCCAAACGUCUAAGAAAAAUGCACAACUUGUUUUCCAUUCCCUGCCCGAGCGCCACCGGAGGCUGCUGUGAUGGUACCACGUGGGCUGAACAGGCCUUGGAAAGAGAUGUUUUACUUGGGGUCGUCGUGGCUUCUGGUGGAUUGUCAGGAUGUGUGGAGUCUGCAGCUCUCGUGAGUUGACUGGUGUCUCCCCAGUCACAACCUGCGAUCGCGACCUUGUUUGGUAACAGGGUCUUUGCAGAUAUAAUUAAGAUGAGGUCAUGCUGGAGUUGGGUGGGUCCUAAUCCAUUGACUGGUGUCCUUAAAAGAAGAAGGAAAUUUGGACUCACAGACACACGGAGGGAAGACGGCCUCGUGAAGACGGAAGCGGACAUUGGAGUGAUGUGUCUACCAGCCAAGGCGUGCCAAGGAUGACGGGCAACCACCAGAAGAUGGAGGAGGCGAGGAAGAAUCCUCCCCUAGAGCCUUUAGAGGAGUGUGGCCAUGCUGCCACCUUGAUUGCAGACUUCCAGCCUCCAGAACUGUGAGCAAAUACAGGGCUGCGAGGCCCAGCAAUCUGGACACAGGCCAAGAAGUCAAGAACUGCUGAAGUUCAGGCCUCUGCUCUUGUAUUGACACCAGUGACCACCCAGCCCAGCCAAAUCAUAUGGCCCUGUUUUCCUGAUGUAUGAGGACUCCUGCGGGCGCCUGAGCGAGCGGCCACCGCCAGCAAGGUCAUGGGCAGCGCGGCCGUGCAGCUGCUGGGCUUCCUGCUCAGCUUCCUGGGCCUGGUCGGCACGCUCAUCACCACCAUCCUGCCGCACUGGCGCCGGACGGCGCACGUGGGCACCAACAUCCUGACGGCCGUGUCCUACCUGAAGGGGCUGUGGAUGGAGUGCGUGUGGUACAGCACGGGCGUCUACCAGUGCCAGAUCUACCGCUCGCUGCUGGCGCUGCCCCGCGACCUGCAGGCGGCCCGCGCGCUCAUGGUCAUCUCCUGCCUGCUGUCGGGCGUGGCCUGCGCCUGCGCCGUGGUCGGCAUGAAGUGCACGCGCUGCGCCAAGGGCACGCCUGCCAAGCCCGCGUUCGCCGUGCUGGGCGGCGUGCUCUUCCUCCUGGCCGGCCUGCUCUGCAUGGUCGCCGUGUCCUGGACCACCCACGACGUGGUGCAGAACUUCUACAACCCGCUGCUGCCCAGCGGCAUGAAGUUCGAGAUCGGGCAGGCCCUGUACCUCGGCUUCAUCUCCUCGUCCCUGUCGCUCAUCGGCGGCACGCUGCUCUGCCUGUCCUGCCAGGACGAGGCGCCCUCCAGGCCCUACCAGGCUCAGCCCCGGGCCGGCACGGCCACCGCGCCCGCCUACCGGCCACCCGACGCCUACAAGGACAAUCGGGCCCCCUCGGCCACCUCGGCCUCGCACAGCGGGUACAGGCUGAACGACUAUGUGUGAGUCCCCACGGCCUGGCCCUCCCCAGGCCCCCGAGAGGCGCCCGGGACCCAGACUGCCGACCGCUUCAAGGUCCGGGCACCAAGUUUACUUCUGGGCUGCUUUGGUGUCCAAAGGAAUAAUGUGAACCUGAGGAAAUGGGCUUAGGAUGCAGGGAAGGCGGGGAAAUAAGAUGAGGAGAAAAGCUCUACAUACCAAAGACUAAAAAAAAAAAUCCUGUUUUUGUAUUUAUUAUAUGUAUUUAUGUGGGUGAUUUAAUGACAGCUGAAUAAAAAGCGACUUGGGAGUUUGGUCAGUGGGGUUUGUUUGCAAGCCAGGAAUAAACCUUUUGGAUGCGGUUGUCUCUGAAACUGACAAUAUCCGUGUCUGUUUGCAGACCCUGAUUCUGUCUGCUAAGAUGCUGGUAGCCAUAGUCAGCAGGCCUCCGGGCUCUGCCCACACGGGACAGGAGAAUCACAGGAGGGCUGGGCUGGUGUUCAUCCAAAAGGUGCCUGAGCGGCAUCACCAAAAACGGUCGCCCUGUCCUGGUUCGAUCUCAGAGGCAAGGCAGGAGGUGCCGGGCUUCCUUGAAAAAAAGAUAAUUGCCGUAAACCACAAAAGAAGGACAAUGUCAUUUUCUACCGGGAAGCAGUCGGCCCGCACUAGUAAGGCAGCAAAAGUCAGAAGGAAAAAAAAGGCAAAGUGAAACACGCCUUGUUCACUUGGCUUUCCAGGCAUUGGCAAGAGGCCC